AUGAGUGCUAUGAAAUCGCGAGGAAAAAAUUGGUGUCCAGAUGAAGACGAAGCUCUAUGCCGGGCUUGGCUUGAUGUGUCGCAGGAUGCAGCCGUUGGAAUUAACCAGAGAGCGGACAAUCUGUAUGACCGUAUUCAUACCAAGUUUUUGGAAAUUUGCGUGGAUAACGGUGUCAUAUCCAUCCCGGAACGUAAUUCCAACAGUUUAAAAAACCGGUGGCAUCAUAUUAAUAAAUGUGUCAGCAAAUUUGCUGGUUGUCUGGCUCAAAUUAAUGGCCGACAGCAGAGUGGCGCUUCUCCGGAAGAUGCUUUCAAAAAAGCGCUGACCCUAUAUGCAACAUCAGAAAAAACUCCGUUCAAUCUGGUCAAUAGCUACCGGAUUUUGGAAAGUGCCCCGAAGUGGCAACAAUAUCACAGUGGAAAGGCUCCAAAUAGAUCACAAUGUAUGAAUGACCUCGAAACCGAAGAAUUCCGUGAUGAAGUAACUACUGGAGAAACAUCAUCCUCAAGUGCGCUCCGUCCAAUAGGCAGGGAUGCAGCCAAGAAGCAAAAGAAAUCAGAACUCGAUUUGGUCAAAUCUGGUAGGCUUUUAGCAGCAACCGCUCAAGCAAAGCUGGCCGAUAGCAUUGAAAGAACCAAGAUAUUAAAAAGAUUGGUUAACCAUUCGAUAAUAUCUGUGAAUCUGAACGGAUUGAGUGAUGUAGCGAGGGAGUAUUACGCUUUAGAGCAGCAACGUAUUUUGUCAGAACUGCGAAGCGAAGAACCUGGUUCCUUUUCAGAAGCUGGUUCUCAGGAAGACGUACUUGAAAAUAUAUCCGAUGAAGAUGUUGUCAAUGAAAAUAUUGAUUAAUUUUCUGAUGUUUGUAGCUAGCUAACUCUCAAUGUGUUGAGAAAUCUUUUUCGAAUGUGUUAUAAUUUAUUUGUUUGAAUUUAAAUGAUAAAUUUCAGAA
Messenger RNA from Toxorhynchites rutilus septentrionalis, 949 nucleotides. RefSeq lists its product as uncharacterized. The transcript has 2 exons. Bases 1 to 849 code for a protein of 282 amino acids. The record is from RefSeq and is a predicted model, not a curated record. NCBI's taxonomy places the organism in Eukaryota, Metazoa, Arthropoda, Insecta, Diptera, Culicidae.